AUGGAGUUGUUGUGGAUGUGGAUACCCGUUUUGGGCUCUCUGUUGUUUGUGGAAAUCUCGCGGACUCUACCCAUUGAUGAGGACCAGCAACUGAGGCGUGAGGACAUGGAGCUGGCUGAGGGCUACCUGAACAGGUUCUAUGGUCUGAACGUCAGAGACCACAGAGCUCGAUCAAGAAGGAUCAGGUCUGCACCAGCAAUGGAGGAGAAAAUCAGAGAAAUGCAACACUUCUUUGGUCUGAGAGAAACAGGAAACCUGGACUCUAACACCCUGGAUGUGAUGAAGGAGCCAAGGUGUGGCGUUCCAGAUGUGGACAACUUCAGCUUUUACCCCAGUAAACCUAAAUGGAAGAAGCACACCAUCACAUACACGAUUACCAAAUAUACUCCAGACAUGAAGCGAGAGGAUGUGGAAAAGUCCUUUCGUUUUGCCCUGAAGAUGUGGAGCGAUGCGGCUCCACUGAAGUUCAUCAAAGUCAACCAUGGCAAAGCUGAUAUAGUCUUCUCCUUCGCACGCAGAACUCAUGGAGAUUUCUUCCCCUUUGAUGGACCCCGGGGUGUGUUGGCUCAUGCCUUUCAGCCAGGAGAGGGGUUGGGUGGAGACGUGCACUUUGAUGAGGAUGAAACGUGGACAGCAGGGAGGCAAGGUUACAGCCUGUUUGCUGUUGCAGCUCAUGAGCUCGGUCACUCUCUGGGUUUGACUCAUUCCAGAGACCCCUCUGCCAUCAUGUACCCCAACUACAGACAUCAGAGCCGAACACAGUACUCUCUAUCUGCAGACGACGUGCUGGGGAUCCAAACGCUGUACGGCAAGCCUGGCAAAAAAGUGGCAUCCCAAGUCUCUCCAAAUAAAUGUGACCCCAGCUUUUCUUUUGAUGCAGCAACAAUGAUUAACAAUGAGAUUGUUUUCUUUAAAAACAAGUACAUGUGGAUGAGAACAACAAGGAUGACCUACUGGAAUCGCCUGACAGAGGGCCACAGCAGCACAUAUUUACCCAGCAUCAGUUCUCACGUUGAUGCUGCUUAUGACAUCCCUGCCAAAGGCGUGGCGUACAUAUUCACUGGUCAUAAGUACUGGGUGGUUCAACAGCUUAAGAUGAAAAGUCGCGCUGGCUCCAUCCACGAGUACGGCUUCUCCUCCAGAGUCAGGCAGGUUGAUGCUGCCGUACAUGUCAGUGAAUACGGGAAGACUGUGUUCUUCAUCGGAGAGUUUUAUUACAGGUACGAUGAGCAGAAGAGACAGAUGGACCCCGGCUUCCCCAGACUCAUCCAAACCGACUGGCCUGGAAUCCCCAGAAGAGUCGACGCUGCAUUUAAGUUACAUGGUAGCAUCUUCCUCCUCAGUGGGACAAAAUCUUACCAGUACGACUUCAGACUGAAGCGGGUGGUGAAGGUGAUUUCAGGAAACUCUUGGCUGGGAUGCUGAUCCCAUAAAGUAGUGGACAACACAAAGAUACCGUUUAUAGAGUUUAAGCAAGCCCUUAGAAGGCUACACAUGUAGUUGUGAA
Messenger RNA from Acanthochromis polyacanthus (spiny chromis), 1507 nucleotides. It is a transcript of the gene mmp20a, whose product is annotated as matrix metallopeptidase 20a (enamelysin). The record is from RefSeq and is a predicted model, not a curated record. Gene Ontology annotation, cellular component: extracellular matrix. Gene Ontology annotation, molecular function: zinc ion binding; metalloendopeptidase activity. The transcript is spliced from 10 exons. The coding region runs from base 1 to 1425 and encodes 474 amino acids. NCBI's taxonomy places the organism in Eukaryota, Metazoa, Chordata, Actinopteri, Pomacentridae. Gene Ontology annotation, biological process: collagen catabolic process; extracellular matrix organization; proteolysis.